AAAAGAAGUAUUUGACAGCCGCAAUUCUUUUUUUUUUGCUAUUCUAGUUUUUUUGUUUUGACUCUACAUGUGGCAUUUGGUGUAAGUGGAAAAGUUUUAAUAAAUUAUAGAAGAUGUCAAGUUUAAAGCGUGAAAUUGAUACAUUACAUGAAUUAGAACAACUGACAGCUGAGCUGCGUGCGCAAAUUGAUGAUACAAAGAACGGUGUCGGUUUGGAGGAACAUGACGAAGGUCUGAUGAAACUGCAGUUGGAAAAUACAAAACUUAAACAUCGUUUAGCUGUAUUGCAAAAUGCUUUGGAAAAUGAGAAAAAAUCCCAAAGUGGUAGUGCUACAAAGACUUUUGUUCCAGCGGUCAUACCAGAACAAAUCAAUGAAAUGAUUUCUAUAAGUGAUCAUUUAUUUGAUUUAUUUACAAAUGCCAUUGCAAAAGCGUAUCCACAAUUAGCCGGUACUGCUGCGAUUAUUUCACCUGUUAACGCUAAUGCUGCCAAGUUUGGUGAUUACCAAUGCAAUAGUGCUAUGUCUCUAGCUAAGACACUAAAAGCAAGUGGCAUUAAUAAGUCACCACGCGAUAUUGCCCAAGAGGUGCUGAAACAAUGUCAAGUUUCACCGGUGGUUGAGAAAAUGGAAGUAGCUGGUGCUGGUUUUAUCAAUGUGUUCCUCAAGAAAACUUAUGCCGUGGAAGCUUUAGCCAACAUGUUGUGUGCCGGUGUUAAGGCUCCCAAGGUUAAACGCCAACGUGUUCUGGUAGAUUUCUCCUCGCCAAAUAUUGCCAAAGAAAUGCAUGUGGGACAUUUGCGUUCCACCAUUAUUGGUGAAUCGAUUUCCCGUUUAUUGGAAUUUAUGGGUCACGAUGUAUUGCGUGUUAAUCAUUUAGGUGAUUGGGGUACACAAUUUGGCAUGUUAAUUGCUCAUUUGGAAGACAGAUUUCCCAAUUUUCUUAAUGAGAGUCCUCCCAUAAGUGAUUUGCAAGCUUUCUACAAAGAGUCCAAAAAGAGGUUUGACGAAGAUGAGGAAUUCAAAAAACGCGCAUAUAAUCGUGUAGUACAGUUACAAAGUGGUGAACCCAAUUCAACUAAAGCCUGGACUUUAAUAUGCGAUGUAUCGCGUCGCGAAUUUCAAAAAAUUUACGAUCGUUUAGAUGUCCAUCUUACCGAAAAGGGUGAAUCAUUUUACCAAAGCCGCAUGGUAGAUGUGGUUAAGUUCUUAGAAUCUAAAAAUCUAUUAGAACUAGAUGAGGGACGUAAAAUUAUGUGGGCUACCGCUGAGAAGGAUUCUAUACCCUUGACUAUUGUAAAAUCAGAUGGCGGUUUCACUUAUGAUACUUCCGAUAUGGCUGCUAUACGCUAUAGAAUCGAAGAAGAAAAAGUUGAAUGGAUAAUCUAUGUAGUAGAUGCUGGACAAAAUACUCAUUUGAAGAAUAUUUACUUGGCUGCCGAAAGAUGCGGUAUUUUAGACCCACAAAAACAUCGUGCCGAUCAUGUGCAAUUCGGUGUAGUGCUGGGAGAAGAUGGUAAGAAAUUCAAGACACGCUCUGGGGAUACUGUAAAAUUAUCCGAUCUCUUGGAUGAGGGCCUAAAGAGAUCAUUGGAUAAACUUCUGGAAAAGGAGCGUGACAAGGUUCUAACUCCCGAAGAGCUUAAGGCUGCCCAAGAAUCCGUAGCCUAUGGUUGCAUUAAAUACGCCGAUUUAAGUCAUAAUCGUACCAAUGAAUAUGUAUUCUCAUUCGAUAAAAUGUUGGAAGAUCGUGGCAAUACUGCUGUUUAUUUACUGUACGCCUACACACGUAUUUGUUCGAUAUCACGCAACAGUGGUGAAGACUUUUCCGAUUUGGCUAAAGUUUUACAAACCAACAAAAUUGUAUUAGAACAUGAGAAGGAGUGGAAAUUGGCAAAAACUUUGCUGAAAUUCCCCGAUAUUUUGGUGAAAAUUUCAAAGGACUUAUUACUGCAUCUACUCUGUGAAUAUUGUUACGAAGUGUGCACUGUAUUUUCGGAAUUCUACGAUAAUUGCUAUUGCAUCGAAAAGAACAAGGAAGGAAAAAUUGUUAAGGUCAAUCGUAGUCGCAUUUUGUUGUGUGAAGCUACUGCUGCUGUAUUGAAACAAUGCUUCAAUAUUUUGGGUUUGAAACCUGUGGCCAAGAUUUAAAAACUUCUUAUAAACUCAACAAACGACAAUGAUCACAUUAUCUUUAACAUUUUCACUUAAAAAUUUUUUUUGUAAAACGAAUAAAAAUAAACUUUAUUUCUUUGAUAUUUAAUAUUGAAGAAAGAAUGUAACCUAAUAAACAUAAA
Lucilia cuprina (Australian sheep blowfly) is the source of this 2296-nucleotide messenger RNA. RefSeq names its product probable arginine--tRNA ligase, cytoplasmic (gene ArgRS). Gene Ontology annotation, biological process: arginyl-tRNA aminoacylation. Gene Ontology annotation, molecular function: arginine-tRNA ligase activity; ATP binding. Gene Ontology annotation, cellular component: cytoplasm. Lineage: Eukaryota; Metazoa; Arthropoda; Insecta; Diptera; Calliphoridae. The transcript is spliced from 5 exons. The coding region runs from base 114 to 2150 and encodes 678 amino acids. The record is from RefSeq and is a predicted model, not a curated record.